Molecule: messenger RNA, 1909 nt
Organism: Syngnathus typhle (broad-nosed pipefish)
Lineage: Eukaryota; Metazoa; Chordata; Actinopteri; Syngnathiformes; Syngnathidae
Product: homeobox protein Mohawk-like
Exons: 7
Coding region: 343-1653 (436 amino acids)
Biological process (GO): cell development; regulation of transcription by RNA polymerase II; muscle organ development
Cellular component (GO): nucleus
Molecular function (GO): RNA polymerase II cis-regulatory region sequence-specific DNA binding; DNA-binding transcription factor activity, RNA polymerase II-specific
Source: RefSeq, a predicted model, not a curated record
AUAGUUUGCAUAUCUUGGUCCGCUCCUGCCGCUGCUCAGCGAGGGUUCCCCUCACGGUCCUGAUUGGAUGGUGGGAGGACCAAUGGGCAGGAGUGAAACAAGUUAUCCAACUCUCCAGUGCUGCUCAACAAAACCAGAUGACAUCCACUGACUUUUCAAACAUUUUUCAAUCUGUAACUGACGUGCUCCAGAGUAAAGCCCGAGGACUAUUUUCAUCAUUUUGUUGACUUGAACUUCAUCCAGGAUGGGAGCCUACCACAGCUAUUUAUUUCUGUAAAUCGACAGAUGCACCUGUUGGUUUAGGGGAAAUCUGCUUGCUUGAGGCUGAACUCAGUUGUUGGGAUGGCAUCUGAUACUCUUCUUCAUUUGGAGGAUGAACAGAGGAGUAGACUGAAUUGUGUAGCUCACAGCAGCUUAGCUAUCUGUCAGAAUGCAGAACUGCUGCGAUACCAGGAGACUGCUGAAGACGACUCCUCCAAGUACAGAAGAUAUGGAUCUCGCUUUGGUGGGGUCAAAGUUCGCCACAAAAGACAGGUGCUGCAGGACAUGGCCCGGCCUCUCAAACAUUGGCUGUACAAACACCGGGACAACCCGUACCCCACCAAGACCGAGAAGGUUCUGCUCGCUCUGGGCUCCCAUAUGACUCUCGUACAGGUGUCAAACUGGUUUGCCAACGCUCGGCGGAGGCUGAAGAACACGGUUAGGCAGCCAGACUUGAGCUGGGCCCUAAGAAUCAAACUGUAUAAUAAAUACAUCCAGGGAAAUGCUGAGAGACUAAGUGUAUGCAGCGAUGACACCAACUCAGAUGAUGAUGACUGUCCAUUACAAACGCCCAUCUCUUCAUCAGACUUAGGAAGAUCCUCAUCCCACAUGUGUGGGAUAAAAAACCAGGGUGGCGUGCUCACCAUGGCCGACCUGGCCAACAGCGACGACGGCACCUCGCCGCCAUCAAAGUACAAGAGCAGCUUGCUGAAUCGUUACCUGAACGACACCCUGCGGCACAUGAUGGCGGGCAAGGCGGAUGGCGUCGCCCUAAAAAGGCGGAACCACUCCGAGUCCUUCAGUUCAAACGAGUGCGACAGAGACGCUGUGUCCCCAGCGUCCUCCUAUGACACAGACAACAACUUCAUCUAUCAAAUGGUUACCUUGUCAAGAAAUGACCAGGCCAAAAUCAAAAGUCGUUCUGCAACACUACUGGACAAUUUACUAUCUAUAAAAAAGCAGCGAGCCCUGUCAUUACCCUCGCUACAAGUUCACCAUGAAGUAAAUUUAAAACUGGCAAGAGAGACUUUGGACUAUGCAUCAUCAAAAUGUGACAGUGGUCAGCCUCAGGAAAGAGGUCAGGAGAGUCAAAACAACCAAGACUGGCGAGAGAUCAAUGCGGCCGUGGCCUUGACCAGUCUGGCCCACGGGCAGAGCUGUCAGAACAUCACGUCGUCGCUUGGCACAACCCCCGGGCUGAGCUGCCACAGGGAGCCCCUGUCCAUCGCAAGGAGCAACAUCCCUGGCAGGAAGCCUGUCACGACGCCCACCUCAGUCCUGAAGCAAAGCUGCACUUCUGAGCAGUCCACCCUCACCAGUCGCAUCAUCCAAAAGUCGUCCCACAUCUCCGAAGUGCAGACUAUCAAAGCGGGUCUGGCCAACAGUGUGUAGGAACUCAACAUGCGACAAUCAUCUCUGCCUCAAGGCAGCCUUUGACUUUUAAAAUGUUUGAGAAAUGUAAAAAAUAUAGAUAAGACUGUAUUCUCCCACAAUGUGUGUGGUUUUUUUUUGUUUUUUGUUUUUACAAUGUUACUGAUGUAUUUCUAUUGUGUUUUGUUAUAAGUUAACUUCUUUGAGACUGGAUCGUCAUCCAAUGCCCUUAGUUUGACCACAGCUUUCCAAUAAAGUCAAUGUUAAGUUUCUUCAA